AUGGGAGUCUCCACAGCCCCGCCGCCCUCCCGCAGUAUGAAAACCCUGAAGAAGCGGCGGCUAGAACUUCUCUUCCUCCUCUUCACGUCGCUCUGGUAUUUCUCUGUUCUCUGCUUGGUGUGGUUCUUCCUGGACCGGGACACACCUGCCCAAGGAGGAAGGCGUUCUGAGUGGAUGAGGAACUGGACUGUUUGGAAGCACCUAAGGGAUUAUUUUCCCAUAAAACUGGUGAAAACGGUAGAGCUGCCCCCUGACCGGAACUACCUGCUGGUCGCUCACCCACAUGGGAUCAUGGCCAUGGGAAUCCUCUGUAACUUCUCCACUAAGAGCUCCAGCUUCUCCCAGCAGUUCCCCAGGCUUCGGCCCUUGACGGCCAUGCUGAAUGGCCUCCUCCAUUUCCCAGUCUAUCGAGGCUACCUUCUAUCCUUUGGAGGAUGUUCCGUGGACCAGCAGAGCCUGGAUUUUAUUCUGUCUCAGCCUCACGUCGGGCAGGCUGUGGUCGUCCUGGAGGGGGCCCACGAGUCCCUGUAUGCCAUCCCAGGGGAGCACUGCCUCACUGUCCAGAAUCGAAAAGGCUUUGUCCACCUGGCACUGAGACACGGCACUUCUCUGGUGCCCGUGUACUCCUUUGGGGAGAAUGAUAUCUUCAGAGUUAAGGCUUUUGCCCCAGACUUGUGGCAGCAUCUGUGCUAGAAGAUGCUGGGCUUCAAGAAGCUCCUGGGCUUUUCUCCUUGCAUCUUCUGGGGCUGUGGUCUCUUCUCAGCCAACUCCUGGGGCCUGGUGCCCUUCUCCAGGCCCAUGACCACUGUGGUGGGCUGCCCCAUCCCGGUGCCCCAGUGUCCCGGGCCCACCGAGGAACAGGUUGACCACUCUCACAUGCUCUACGUGAAGGCUGUGGAGCAGCUGUUUGAUGAGCACAAGGAAAGCUGCAGUGUCCCAGCUUCCACUCGCCCCACCUUCAUCUAG
Molecule: messenger RNA, 966 nt
Organism: Globicephala melas (long-finned pilot whale)
Lineage: Eukaryota; Metazoa; Chordata; Mammalia; Artiodactyla; Delphinidae
Source: RefSeq, a predicted model, not a curated record